GUGACUACUUCCACUGAACAUGAGAAGACUCUCCCGCUUCAAACCCCCGAACCAGCACACCCUUUGAUCGGACCAAAGAGAGGAGUCAAAUAUCAGGUUUAUCCUCUAAGGCAGCUCACUCAAGACGAGUCAGAUACUUUGCUUGAAACUCUUCACCAAGAUGAAUUCGGACCUCAUGUUUGCCGCGUUGUGAAUGAUUUCCAAGGUCGAACAUUGCGAGAAGCCUUCGACCACCACAUUCGUGUCAGAGACGAAGACAAGACAAUACACCCGUACUGUUUCGUUGCUCUUGGAGAGGCAUCUUCCAGAAGUGUCCUGGUGGUGUAUCUCAAAGCACCGGGAGCCAACAGUGAAUUUGUUGUUGGUGUGAGCCGGUGUGGUAUCGACGAAGCCGAUCUCAUGGGCGCCAACUUGGACGUGGGCGACAUCAGCUGGAUUGAGUACAAAGAAGCAGAAGAGGAGAGGUUUGGAAGCGAGAGUCCGUACACCAACACACGAUACUAUGCCCGGGAUCCUCGCGAGCCAAAGGAUGUUGAUUCUCAUAUGACCGUGUAUGCGUGUUUCAGCAUUGUAUCCAGACCGCUGCAGUUCGUAUCGAUACUGCAGCCAGGCUGGGCAAGACUUCCGCAAGAUCAGCGUCGUUUCAACCGUCCAGCAGAUGUCGAGCGAUUUAACGAUCCAUGGUCCGAGAUCAGGAGUCUUUUUCCACGGAUCUGUCAAGUCAACAAGACAGUGCAGAGACAGAUCUUGCUCGUGGCAGAGAAGGAGGACAUCGAUGCGGACGAAGGCAUGUCGAUCCAUCGUGUCUUAUGGGAUGCCGAGAAGGAAUUGAGCAAUGUACCGAACAACAGUGAUCAGACCAAACAGCGAGCAGUCAGAGCGAUCAUGCCUGAGCUCGAGUUUCUGGAGUGGACUCGAGCGUCAGCAGCGCUGAAGCGCCUGGAUGAGCUCGUGACAGGUAUGGCCGGAAAUUCGGUCUGA
Messenger RNA from Aureobasidium musti, 981 nucleotides. The record is from the annotation of a GenBank genome assembly. Lineage: Eukaryota; Fungi; Ascomycota; Dothideomycetes; Dothideales; Saccotheciaceae.